Aplosporella prunicola CBS 121167 is the source of this 1725-nucleotide messenger RNA. RefSeq lists its product as uncharacterized. Gene Ontology annotation, biological process: proteolysis. Gene Ontology annotation, cellular component: fungal-type vacuole. Gene Ontology annotation, molecular function: aspartic-type endopeptidase activity. The transcript has 4 exons. NCBI's taxonomy places the organism in Eukaryota, Fungi, Ascomycota, Dothideomycetes, Botryosphaeriales, Aplosporellaceae. The coding region runs from base 106 to 1308 and encodes 400 amino acids. The record is from RefSeq and is a predicted model, not a curated record.
CCCUCCCCCAUCUCCACCUUCCACCAUCCACCCUCCACACUCGAACUUGCUCCUCUAUUCACAUCCCCGUUCUAGCUGCAGCUCGUCCUCUGCACCACCGCCAUCAUGAAGAGCGCCAUGCUCCUCGCAGCCUCCGCGCUGCUCGGCUCCGCUUCUGCCGGCGUCCACAAGAUGAAGCUCAAGAAGGUCCCUCUGGCCGAGCAGCUGGAGCAUGCCAACAUGGGCGACCAAGUCAAGGCGCUUAGCCAGAAGUACAUGGGCACUCGCCCCCCGAUCAACACCGUCGAGGACAUCUUCAAGGCCCAGCCCAUCCAGGCCGACUCCGAGCACCCUGUGCCCAUCAAUAACUUCUUGAACGCCCAGUACUUCUCGGAGAUCUCCAUCGGCACCCCUCCCCAGACCUUCAAGGUCAUCCUUGAUACUGGCAGCUCCAACUUGUGGGUACCUUCGUCCGAAUGCGGCUCCAUUGCCUGCUACCUCCACAACAAGUACGACUCGUCUGCGUCAUCGACCUACAACAAGAACGGCAGCAGCUUCGAGAUCCGCUACGGCUCUGGUAGCUUGAGCGGAUUCGUGUCUCAGGACACUUUCACAAUUGGUGACUUGACGGUUAAGAAGCAAGACUUUGCCGAAGCUACCUCUGAGCCUGGCUUGGCUUUCGCCUUUGGCAGGUUUGAUGGCAUCUUGGGUCUGGGCUACGACACCAUCAGUGUGAACAAGAUUGUUCCUCCUUUCUACAACAUGGUCAACGAGGGCAAGCUCGAUGAGCCCGUCUUUGCCUUCUACCUGAGCGACACCAACAACGAAGGUAGCGAGUCUGUCGCCACUUUCGGUGGUGUUGACAAGAGCCACUACACCGGCAAGUUGACCAAGAUCCCUCUUAGGCGCAAGGCCUACUGGGAGGUCGACCUUGACUCCAUCACCUUCGGCGACGCGACUGCCGAGCUUGACAACACUGGUGUCAUCCUUGACACCGGUACUUCCCUGAUUGCUCUCCCCUCUACUCUUGCUGAGCUUCUGAACAGGGAGAUUGGUGCCAAGAGGAGCUUCAACGGCCAGUACACUGUCGAUUGCGACAAGCGUGCCGACCUGCCUGACCUGACCUUCACGCUGACCGGUCACAACUUCACCAUCAGCGCCUACGACUACAUCCUCGAGGUCCAGGGCUCUUGCAUCUCUGCCUUUAUGGGCAUGGACUUCCCCGAGCCUGCUGGUCCUCUCGCCAUUCUUGGCGAUGCCUUCCUCCGGAAAUGGUACUCUGUUUACGACCUUGGCAACAACGCCGUUGGCCUUGCGAAGGCCGCGUAAGUUAUCGGUAUUCAGUGAAUGAAUGAAUGGUUAUGGAUCGCACGGGUAGGUAAUUGAUAGUAUGGAUUAUCUGAGCAUGGGUUUCGCAAGCAGCAUCCCUCGAGACUGGUGCUAGGAUGUUAAGCUGGUUGGUCGACGAAUUGUGAUUUAUUCGCUUCCGCUAUUCCUGUACCAACAUCCGCAUGUGUUUUGCUGUAUGUUAUUCUUUCGAGCGAUGCUAAAGCGUCAACGAACUUGUACCCACUGGCUUUUAUGUAACACGAGCCGUAUCACAAUCGCCUUGCAAUGACGGCAUUCCAGUGUCGCGGUGUACGGAUUCCGGGCAGUGCUCGAGUUCCAUCCCUGAUCAUCCCCAGUUACACUCAGCAAAGCCCUCUGUGAGGUAUAGUAGGCGCAGAAAGACCAAUACAAGCCAUG